Messenger RNA from Pteropus alecto (black flying fox), 1006 nucleotides. It is a transcript of the gene PDE6G, whose product is annotated as phosphodiesterase 6G. The record is from RefSeq and is a predicted model, not a curated record. Gene Ontology annotation, cellular component: photoreceptor outer segment membrane. Gene Ontology annotation, molecular function: 3',5'-cyclic-nucleotide phosphodiesterase activity; cGMP binding. Gene Ontology annotation, biological process: positive regulation of epidermal growth factor receptor signaling pathway; visual perception; positive regulation of G protein-coupled receptor signaling pathway. The transcript is spliced from 4 exons. NCBI's taxonomy places the organism in Eukaryota, Metazoa, Chordata, Mammalia, Chiroptera, Pteropodidae. The coding region runs from base 257 to 520 and encodes 87 amino acids.
CUGACUACACCAAGCCCCUUCCCAUCCCCCAGAAUCCUCAGCGGCGGUGCCUGCGGACUGGCCUUGACAAUCUCAUUAGUGUGGCGUCAGGGAACCGUCCUAAUCCGCUUACCUGGGAGUGGGAUAAAUGCCCGGUGACCCCGUGGUGAGGGCUGCCCAGCCACUCGACCCACGGCCCGAGACGCCCCAGUGCUUGCCCACGGCCUGAGGAAGUUCAGAAGCCAAACGUCACCACAGGGUCUCUGCCAACCUGGCCAUGAACCUGGAACUGCCCAAGCCCGAGAUCCGGUCGGCCACCAGGGUGACUGGGGGGCCCGUCACCCCCAGGAAAGGACCCCCCAAAUUUAAGCAGCGGCAAACCAGGCAGUUCAAGAGCAAGCCCCCCAAGAAAGGUGUCCAAGGGUUUGGGGAUGACAUUCCUGGAAUGGAAGGCCUGGGAACAGACAUCACGGUCAUCUGCCCAUGGGAGGCCUUCAACCAUCUGGAGCUGCACGAGCUGGCCCAGUACGGUAUCAUCUAGCAGGACCAGCCGGCCACGGCCCCUCCCACCCCCGCUGCCCGCUCUGACCCCUGCUCAGGAUUCCAGUGUGGGGACCGCCCCCGAAGGCAUUCGGAUCACUGGCUUGUGUCUGCGGACCAUUGGAGGGGGUGUCAGGCCUCCUGAUCCCAAGAGCCCACCACUUCCAUGCCAGACACUGUUUUGGGGCCCCCCUGGUCCUGCUUAACUUCCAGAGACACUGACCCACAGACCCUCUCCUCCCGUGGCUGGAAAGCCAGGGCAGCACCUCCCAGGAGCGUCCCCAACACCGCAGCCCCCUGUCCUGCCUGUCGGAGGUGAGGACAGCACCCCACUAGCCAUUCCCAGCUGGUGCUCCUGUGUUGGCGUGGGGAGUGGUGGGGGUCCUGGGAUGUCAGAGAGCAAGCGAGGCCCCUCCGAAUCCACCACGCCUGUGGAGAGCUUGUCCUUGGCCCACGUUUGCUCUUCCCAUUUAAAAAUAAAAUUUCU